Cynocephalus volans (Philippine flying lemur) is the source of this 2710-nucleotide messenger RNA. It is a transcript of the gene KRI1, whose product is annotated as KRI1 homolog. The coding region runs from base 5 to 2128 and encodes 707 amino acids. Gene Ontology annotation, cellular component: nucleolus; 90S preribosome. The record is from RefSeq and is a predicted model, not a curated record. Gene Ontology annotation, biological process: endonucleolytic cleavage in ITS1 to separate SSU-rRNA from 5.8S rRNA and LSU-rRNA from tricistronic rRNA transcript (SSU-rRNA, 5.8S rRNA, LSU-rRNA). NCBI's taxonomy places the organism in Eukaryota, Metazoa, Chordata, Mammalia, Dermoptera, Cynocephalidae. The transcript has 19 exons.
CGCCAUGCCGGAGCCGCGCAGGUCUUCCCCGCUGCGGGUGAACGCGGCUUUCGCGGCGCGGUACGGCCGCUACCGUGAGCGCGAAGAGCUGCAGCGGCUGAAGGAUCGCUACGGGGACCGGGACAGCGGCAGCGACUCCAGUUCCGAGACUGACUCCAGCGACGAGCACGUGGAGUUUGACCCCCAGGAGGAGCGUGACUUUUACAGGACACUGUCCUUGUUGAAGAAGAAGGAUCCCUGCAUUUAUCAGAAAGAUGCCACCUUCUAUCAGAGAACAGCAUCAUCCGACAGUGACAGUGAGGAGGAGCUGGCAGCCUUGGAGAAGCAGCAGAAAGUGCGGCCCAUGUACUUGAAGGACUAUGAGAGGAAGGUUAUCUUGGAGAAGGAAGGCAAAUACGUCGAUGAGGAGAACUCUGAUGAGGAAACCUCAGAUCAGAGAUUCCAGCAAACCUCGUCGCAGAGUUAUGUGGAAGAACAGAAGCAGCUCAAAGACAGCUUCCGUGUGUUCGUGGAGGACAGUACAGAUGAGGACAGCACUGGAGAAGGUGGCUCUGGGUUGCUGCAGAAACAUGCUAAAAGCAGGGAGGAGAAGGCCCAGGAGGAGGCCGACUACGUGGAGUGGCUGAAGGGACAGAAGGACAUUCAGAACCCCGAGUCCCUGAAGGAACUGACCCAUCUCAAGGAAUAUUGGAACAAUCCAGAGCUGGACGAAGGGGAGCGAUUCCUGCGGGAUUAUAUCCUCAACAAAUGCUAUGAGGAGGAGGGAGAUGAGGAUGAAGAGGAGGAGGAGGAAGAGGAGCAGGAAGGGGUCCCUGGUCCACCAGUCCAGCUGGCUGUGGAUGACUCCUCGGACGAGGGGGAGCUGUUUUUGAAGAAACAGGAGGACUUUGAGCACAAGUACAACUUCCGCUUUGAGGAGCCAGACUCAGCCUUGGUCAAGACCUACCCUCGAAGCAUCACGUCCUCUGUGCGCCGCAAGGACGAGCGCAGGAAGGAGAAAAGGGAAGAGACUCGGGAGCGAAAGAAGAGGGAGAAAGCCAAGAAGCAGGAGGAGCUGAAGCAGCUGAAGAACCUGAAGAGGAAGGAGAUUCUGGCCAAGCUGGAGAAGCUUCGGCAGGUCACUGGCAAUGAGACACUGGGCUUUGAAGAACGGGACCUGGAGGAUGACUUCGACCCUGCCCGGCACGACCAGCUCAUGCAGAAAUGCUUCGGGGAUGAGUACUACGGUACCAUGGAAGAAGAGAAGCCACAAUUUGAGGAAGAGGAGGGGCUUGAAGAUGACUGGAACUGGGACACGUGGGAUGGGCCGGAACAGGCUACAGCCUGGGGGCAGCAAGAGCUGCACUGUGAGGACCCCGACUUCAACAUGGAUGCUGACUACGACCCCAGCCAGCAGCGCAAGAAAAAGCAUGAGACACCCCCGACUGGCAAGAAGCAGCGCAGGUCACCCUUUGCUGCCGCUGUGGGGCAGGAAAAGCCUGUAUUCGACCCUGGGGACAAGACAUUCGAGGAGUACCUGGAUGAGUAUUACCGCCUGGACUACGAGGACGUCAUUGAUGACCUGCCUUGUCGCUUCAAAUACCGCACCGUGGUGCCCUGUGACUUCGGGCUCAGCACCGAGGAGAUCCUCGCCGCGGACGACAAGGAGCUGAACCGGUGGUGCUCCCUGAAGAAGACCUGCAUGUACAGGUCAGAGCAGGAGGAGCUGCGGGACAAGAGGGCGUACAGCCAGAAGGCCCAGAACACAUGGAAAAAGAGGCAGAUCUUCAAGUCCCUCUGCCCAGAGGAGACGGAUAUGCCCAUGGAAGCCACAGGGAAGCCACAGAGCACCAAAGCUGGCCCACAGGGGCAGCUGCCAGUGCCUGAUGGGGCCUGCAGGAAGCGGCCCCAGCCUCAGAGCCCCCCAGCACAGGAAGAAAAGGUCCCUGUGUCACCCACUGAGAAGACAGCCCCACAGAAGCGGAGGAGGGGCAAGAAAGCACGGGUGCUGGGCCCCACGGUGACGCUCGGUGGACGCGAGUUCAGCCGCCAGAGACUGCAGGCCUUUGGACUCAACCCCAAACGGCUGCACUUCCGCCAGCUGGGCCGGCAACGAAGAAAGCAGCAGGGGCCCAAGAGCGGCCCCUGAGCACAAGGGAGCAGGAAGGGGCCCCAGGGCUCCUUCCUCAAACCAAGCCCCUGGAUGUACCCCUCCUGCCGACAGUAGUGUAUCCAUCUGCUAUACAGAACCUCCUAUCUACCUGCAAGCAAGGGAGUCUUCCCAUCUUACAGAUGUGGAAACUGAGGCUGACAUACCUAUUUUCCCCAUGUGACUUAGAAACCUCAUUUGAGGCACCUCCUGGACCCCACAUCCUGUUUAGAACACUGAGGCCAGCCAUGGCCACAUUCAAGUCAGACGGCUUUAUUUGCCCCUCAGUGGCUACAGUUCCCCCAGGACAGGGGCUUCGGGACCAGUGAGGGGCCCAGGCGGUCCAGUGCAAACUACAGUACUUGAGUCGGGCCCUGAGUGGUGCCUGGGAGUCCUCCCUCCCUCCCUGCCCUGCAAGGAAGGGAGGCUGGCAUGCGGGCUCUGUACCGGUUGAAUGGGCUCCCAGACUGGUCACAGCUGGGCUUGGUGAGAGGGUGAGAACAGGAAAUCCCAACACCGCCAGAGUUCAAGCUCCCACACCCAACAUGACAUAAAUAAAAAAAUAAAUAGUGUUGCAUCUUU